Heterobilharzia americana is the source of this 1243-nucleotide messenger RNA. NCBI's taxonomy places the organism in Eukaryota, Metazoa, Platyhelminthes, Trematoda, Strigeidida, Schistosomatidae. The record is from the annotation of a GenBank genome assembly.
GUCGAUCCAUUCGAGUCAGCGGAUUAAUUAUCUCCGAGGGCAUCACAAGAAAAUUCACAAGCUUGAUGUUGAUUAUGAGUCGAACGAGAAAAUAAAGGCGAAUUACGGAAUUGUUUUACAUGGUCGCAUUUAUCGUACUAUACGGUUCCCAAUGAGUCAUCAAGAAAUAAUGUCCGAGUCUCUUAUCAAAGAUUUUGAGAAUGUCGGUUUGGAGGAAGAUGAAUCAGAGGGAUGGCUCCGCAUAUGUUCUCGCAAAACGAAACGUAAGUCCAAAGGCUCAAAACCGAUAGGGCAUUGUUCCCUUACUCAUCGACCAGGUGGGUAUCGACUACCUGUUGGUAUCUCCCAUCUGAUGGAAGAUGACAACUUGGAAUCACUUGAGCGAAGAUUUUAUGGUAUGCGGUCCAACUUCUUACUCUCAAAGCCAGACAGGUCUUUCUUAGAGGGCUUAAUAAAGUCUAUAAGUCAGGCAUUUUCAAUGAUAUCAAAAGAACAAAUUAGACCAAAGAUGGUUGAUGUUCUUUGCCUAGGAUUGGGUAAUCCGGCUGCAGAUCGUGCCAGUUUGCAUCAAUUGGUCGUAUUAGAUCUUCUUUUGCAAUUCGAUACUCGUAUGGAUCGAUCACAUACUCAACUAUACGACCCUCUGUUUAAGUCUAUGGUCCGAGCUCUUAUACAAAAGCUGGGCAUGCAUAUUAUACCAACCAAUAAAGAAGGCUGCUACAAAUUAGCUUCUGAUCGAUUUCAUUUUAUUUUUCUGCCACAUUGUGCUCCGGUUCUGAUUAAUAAUUUACUGUACACUAAUUGGUCACCUGAUAUAAUUUCGCGUUUGAUACUGUUCUCCAAUGGAUGGAAAGAAGUUCGCCACGAGUUGACUACUGCAGGUGAAAAAAAUUGUCGAAUCUCAAACAAGUUGGCUUACAUUUCUGCUCUUGAAUCAGUGGUUCAAAUCCCUGGUAAAGAAUAUUAUAUGCAAUGGUCUUCCAACAAGAAACUCAGGGAAUAUGGUGAUUUUGAGGGUAUGCGUAUACAGUGUUUUCCUCCCGAAGAAACAGACCGUUUACCGAAAAGUGUGUGGAAUAUACCACCUUAUGCUAAAAGGGAAGAAGUCAACAUCUAUUCUGAUUUACUGAUGCACAGUGAUAAAUUCUCACUAGAUUUGAUUGAUUCUAAAUUUGUACCGUAUUUUGUUGAUACACUUAACAAUGAUGAAGCCGUAUCAGAAGAGCUUGUAAAUAAUUUAUGA